This is a messenger RNA of Dovyalis caffra, 2829 nucleotides long. Lineage: Eukaryota; Viridiplantae; Streptophyta; Magnoliopsida; Malpighiales; Salicaceae. The record is from the annotation of a GenBank genome assembly.
AUGAAUACAGAUGAUAAAAACAUAGAACCUGUGACUGAUUUAGGACUUGACCUGGGUUAUUCCAAUCAGUGCAUUCAGAGAAGAUUGAAGAAUGAUUCAGGUGCAGGUGCAAAUGCAGGUUCAAGUGUAGACAAGACAUUUGUGGCCACCAAUGCCCUGUCGGAACUAGUUUGGUCUCCACAGAAAGGUUUGAGUCUUAAAUGCGCUGAUGGCAGCUUCUCUGACAUAAAACCCUCUCUGUUACGGGGUGCAGGACCAAUUAAUAUGGUUAGUGGAUCGAGUACUGACAAACCGGGCAGUAAAGAAUAUUUCAUGACAUCUCUGGGUGAAUCUGAUGUGAGGAAUGAAGUUGCUGGAAGAGGCAAUUCCAAAAAGUUGGUUACUGGUGUUACAAGUAUGUUUCCGUCAAGUGAAUCAAGACAGGCUAACAAAAUAGCUCUCGUUUUGGCAGCAACUGUUGAUCACGAGGAGGAAGUGGACACAGCAGUGGGGCUAUCUUUUUUGCAGAAAAAGGAGGAUCUAAGAAACAGUAGAGCAGAAGAUAUAAAUGAUCCUAUGAAUCUUCAAGUAGAUGAAAUCUCUGGGACCAGAGAAAACAAGAUUCCAAAUGAACCGAAACUGGAUGUGGCACAGAAUGAUCCUACUUCGGAGGAACCUUUUGUCAGAUUUAGAGGUGUUGGUGAUGGGAGUCACACAUCGCAGACAGAAAUUGCUUCGGCCUCACAAGUUCAAUCUGUGAGAGAGUGUGAAUUUAAUGAUGCUAAAAUGGAGAAAGCACCAUCCUCAGGAAGAGAACAUUUUGAGUCACCUUCAUGCAUGGAAAAAGAGAGAGAAAAUAAGGUGGAAAGGGAUCCCUACAUCUGUCCUCUGGAAAAAAUGGAGUCAACUGCAGAGAAUGAUUUAAAACCUCCACGUGGUGAGAAUGUCUGUGAUGUGGCAACUAAGAUCGUGGGAUCAAAAUCUGCCCAGGAAGUCCAAAAUAGCUGUCGGCAGGAUGAUAAGAUACUUUCCAGAGACAAUAAUCAUUGGAAUAAACAGUCUCCCACAAACAGCAGAACCCGAAGGUAUCAGAUGAAAGGCAAGGCUAAGGCUUUAUCUGAUGGAAAUUUAAAUGAAAGAGUGCUGGAUAUGCAGGAUGACAGCCAUGAAAGUGUUGAAAGUUGCAACAGUGCUGGGUUAUUUUCGACUGGCAAAAAGCGACGGAACUUUGACCCAGAGUCGUGUGUUGGGAGCAAAAGUGUCAAAACAAAAAUUCAAGAAAGUCCCGGUUCCUCUUCAUUUGUUAAACAAGAUAGUUCAUUCAUGAUUUGGAUCUCAAACAUGAUGAAGGGUUUCUUAAAAUCAAAAGAAGAUGAGGCACCACCUCUUGCUCUUACCCUUGGAAAUUAUAAUCAUAAACAUAAGAAUCGUGACAAGAAUCUCUCUCCCUGUAAUAGAAACCAAGAUCAAGAGUGCAAGACUAUGGGAUUUCAAUCCAUUUUUCAGUCAUUGUAUUGUCCAAAGACAAAGGCUCAAGAAACGGUCGCUUUUAACACCAAUAAUCAAACCAAGGGAUCUAAACAACUUGAGCUAGACAACAUGAUCUGUGACAGUAAUGCUACUCCAAUAGCCUGUUGCAUGGCGACUGACACCGUGUACAAACGGUUUAUUCAAUCGAAUGACGAUUUAAAUGAGUCGAGAACUAGCAAUGGUGUAGCUCCAGCGGCCCUGACCAAACUUUUGUCCACGAAUACUGCUUCCAGUCAGGAAAUCAACAGGAAAAACUCUGCAGAGAAUAAAAUUUUAUGCAACUUGGCAACAGAUGAGGAGAAGGAUGGGACGAGCUCCAAUUCCUCUCUGCGUAAGCACAAGAGGAACAGUGCUGAGAACAUCGAUGCUGAACUAACAUCUGAAGGCAAGGCAGCAAAUAAUUCCAGCUACAAAAGUGACCCACUCACAAGCUGGUGGAUCACUCGUUUUACUCCAAAAACUCCUGGUCCCUUGUCAAACCGGGAUCUUUGCACCAGAAAUACUGGCGAAGCACUUUAUGGCUCCUCUGAUAGCAUGAGGCUGAAGGCUCAAUGGCAGAACCAUCCUACUUCUUUCCAUGAUCAUAUUGUGGGGGCCUGGGAGGAGGAGCACUCCACUGAGGACCCAGUAUACAUGCAAAAUUGUGCUGACAGUACUGAAGUUUCAUUUGGCAUCAGUAAGGUAAAUGAACACCAUGAUGAGAAGUCCAUAUGUAAACUGAAUUCUAUCUUGCCUUGUUCAAGAUACAGACAUACAGAGGCAAUAGCUUCUGUUUUUGCAAGGAGAUUGGAUGCCCUCAGGCACAUCAUGCCGUCACAUGCAACCGAUGAUUCUGCUAAUGGAAGCCUGACAUGUUUCUUUUGUGGCGUAAAAGGUCACCAUGUGCGAGAUUGUCCAGAGAUAACAGAUAGUGAGCUUGAAGAUCUUCUAAGAAAUGCUAAUUCAUAUAACGGAGCAAAAGAAUUGCAUUGUGUUUGCAUAAGAUGUUUCCAGUCAAAUCAUUGGGCCGUUGCAUGUCCUAAUGCCUCUUCAAGAACAAGACAUCAGGCAGAAUAUGGCGAGUAUAGUCAAUUAGAAGCUGCUGAUGCGCCUACAGUUUGCAGUGGGAAAUUGAAUGAAGCUUUUGCCUCUGGGACAAUGAAUUUGAAUAUGAAACUGUGUGAGGAAGAUAUUGCUUCAAGUUCUGGGAAAAAGAUGUUAAGAGAAAACCAGGUUACGCCUUUGAGCAAUUUUGUCGAUAGCCAGAUAUCAGACUUACCCAAGGGAAUUUUUUAUGCAGUAAAAAGGCUUCGUUUAUCUCGAACAGUUAUUCUCAAGUAA